This is a messenger RNA of Fusarium verticillioides 7600, 336 nucleotides long. RefSeq lists its product as hypothetical. NCBI's taxonomy places the organism in Eukaryota, Fungi, Ascomycota, Sordariomycetes, Hypocreales, Nectriaceae. The transcript has a single exon. The record is from RefSeq and is a predicted model, not a curated record. The coding region runs from base 1 to 336 and encodes 111 amino acids.
AUGCCCCCGUUCUGGGCUCUGCUGUCCGAGAACAGUAUCAUGUACUCCACUCUGCUCGACUCCUGGUCUAACGUUGUUAAUGGAGUCUCAACACUUUGUUUUGUGUUCAAGGAUGAAUUGUGCUCUAACAUCAGACUAUUGAUGGCAGUCCAGCCUCCUCUUGAGAAAAGCGUUAAGAUUGUACCGGGCAAUGCUACAUUGCAGGCUUUGCCGCUGAUGGCUGACAAAUGGUAUCAAUACCAUUUCAUCAACGGUUUGGGCAUUUCUUCCGUGGUUAUUAAUCAGGUUAAAACGGGUGUCGUCGGCCACAAUGUUAAGAUGUCAUCACGGGCCUAA